CCCUUACCUACUUCCUGUACAGCUGCAUCUGGACACGACCAGAGCACUGAGAGAUAUCAGGUAAUGAUGUAACUGGAGUCAAUAAGGGAACCUUCUUCCUGAGCACAGACAUUGGAGCCUGUUAUCAGCAUGAACUCAUAUGUGUUAGACAAUCACUUGAAUAGUUCAUAUCCAUCCUUCACUAAAGAAAGCAUCAGAAUGAUACCACAGACUCCAAAAGUCUUAGACACUAAUGACUAUUCACAAACAUUGGGGAAAUCACAGCAGAUACGUAAAGAAGAUGAUGAAUGGGCAGGAACUGGGCAGCAAUUAUUAUGUACAGAGAGUAAUUUAGUCAUCAAACAAGAGGACAACAUUUACGCCUUAUCUAGUGAAAUGAUUAUCCCAGAGAAGAAACCACACACAUUUACUGAGUUUAAAGAAGGGAAAAGUCUUACGUUUAGCCAAAUGAUUCAUACAAAGGAGAAACCUCACACGUGUAUAGAAUGUGGGAGAUGUUUCACAUCUAAAGGAAGUCUUAUGUAUCACAAAAAGACCCACACAGGGGAGAAACCUUUAAACUUUACAAAAUGUGGAAAAAGUUUUACAAAUAAGAGUAAUCUGAAAACUCAUGUAAGGAGUCACACAGGAGAAAAGCCUUUCACGUGUACAGAGUGUGGAAACUGUUUUACACGAAAGAGUAGUCUGAAAACUCAUGAAAGAAUUCACACAGGAGAAAAAACUUUCACAUGCACAGUGUGUGGAAAAAGUUUUACAUAUAAAAGUCAUCUGAAAGCUCAUGAAAGGAGUCACACAGGAGAAAAGCCUUUCACAUGUACAGAGUGUGGAAAAGGAUUUACACAUAAGGGUAAUCUAAAAACUCAUGAAAGGAGUCACACAGGAGUAAAGCCUUUCACAUGUACAGAGUGUGGAAUGUGUUUUACACAAAAGAGUGAUCUAAAAACUCAUGAAAGGAGUCACACAGGAGAAAAUCCUUUCACAUGUACAGAGUGUGGAAAAUCUUUUCCACAAAAAUAUUAUCUAAAAACUCAUGAAAGGUUUCACACAGGAAAAAAACCUUUCACAUGUACAGAGUGUGGAAAAGGAUUUACAGUAAAGAGUAAUCUGAAAAAUCAUGAAAGGAUUCACACGGGAGAAAAACCUUUCACAUGUACAGAGUGUGGAAUAUGUUUUACACAAAAGAGUACUCUGAAAACUCAUGAAAUGAUUCACACAGGAGAAAAACCUUUCACAUGUACAGAGUGUGGAAAAGGUUUUACACAAAAGGGUGAUCUAAAAGCUCAUGAAAGGAUUCACACAGGAGAAAAACCUUUUGCAUGUACAGAGUGUGGAAAAUGUUUUACAAAAAAGAAUGAUCUGAAAAUUCAUGAAAGGGUUCACACAGGAAAAAAAACUUUCACAUGUACAGAGUGUGGGAAAUGUUUUACACAAAAGAGUGAUCUAAAAACUCAUGAAAUGAUUCACACAGGAAAAAAAACUUUCACAUGUACAGUGUGUGGAAAAGGAUUUACAGUAAAGAGUAAUCUGAAAACUCAUGAAAGGAUUCACAUAGGAAAAAAAACUUUUACAUGUUUAUAAAGUGGAAAAGGGUAUCGUAUGUCAGACAGGUAUAACAAAACACCAAAUAUUUACGCACAAAAUAAACUUUAUAUACACUGUGUGAAAACCAUUUAAGAAUUAUCCUAAAGAAGACAGACUCUCUAAAUAGAAGAGUCAAAAAAGGAUCCUGUUGUAAAUAAUACUUUCUGAAUCCCAGUUACAAAAUCUCUAUAUUGGAAGUGCUCUCCUGCUUUAUUCCUCUAUAUAUGUGCACCUCAGUUUCUCUCAUAUCAAUGUGAUAGAAUCCAAACACCACACAGGAAUAUACAGAUCUGUCUUAUAUGUCAUACUGACCAGUUUACACAACCAUUCACCACCAAAUCACCCCCAGUGUUGUUUAUUAAUAUGCCAGUGUUAGGAGUUGUACGUUUGUUUUACAUAGGGGAGGAAAUAAUUACAUUUACAGAAUAAAGAGUCUUUAUAUGAAUAGAGUGUUAGAGAAUUAUAUAAACAAGAACAUCAGUCUAAAAUUAUUGACAUCUGGGAGAUAUAUUUAAUGUGCACAUCAAGUGGAUAAACCUUUUCUUAUAGCAAUAGAUGCUUAGCAUUGUACAUGUUAUAUACCAGAAGAAUUACUGAGGGGAACCUGAUAGUAUUUAAAGAGACACAAUGGGCUAGAUAACAAGGGGAGUGCUAAUUUGCCCAUUUGCUGGUGCGCAAUAAAUAAUCAGCCAUUACAAGUGGUAGCAAUUAGCAUUUUAUAAAAUUAACCAAAUUAAUCCAACAUUUAUAAAAUUAACCAGAGUUCAGAUCUUUGGUUAAUUUUAUAAAUGUCCAUCAAAUGUCCCUAAAUUUAAGCGUUAGUUUUUUUUUAAUAAAAAAAAUAAAAAUGCACUUAGCAGUUUUUGGGGUCUAAAGUCAGCAGCUAUGAGUUGUAAGAAAAAAACGGCACUGAAAAGUGUCUGUACACUGCGGUCUAUGGGAACUGUGUGUUCCCUGUAAAUAUAUGUGUAUGCUUAUAUACAUAUAUGUUUGUCAGGGUUUUUUCCCUGUUUUGUUUGCCAUGUGCUGCUGGCAGCCAUUUUACUCACCUCUCUUGCUGACUAUGGUGCAUUGUGGGGGAUGCUGCUCAUUUCCUGUACUUCCUUUUAUGGCCAGACUGGUGUGCAUCAUCUGUGUGAGACAGGAUGCAGUCUCAGAAUUGUGAUGUCAUCACUUAUUAUUUAAAGGGCCUCUGUUCAGUAUGCUUUGCCUUUGUGUUGUCUCAGAUCUGUUUGUGAGAGUUCCUGUGUAUUACCUGGCUGUCUGACGUCCUUCCUGGUUCCUGAUCCCUGGCUUGUUCCUGACUCUGCUGUUUUCCUUGUUCCUGAUUCCGUCUCGUCUGACUAUUCACUUUGGCUCCUGGCUCGGCUCGUCGGACUACCAGCUCUAGUUUUGACUCCUGGCUUGUUAUUUGACUUGUGGACUUUUUAUUAUUUUUUUUGUUAUUAAUAAAGGUGUGAUUAUUUUUGCACUUCUCGUCUCAGUCUGAUUCCUGGCACCCUGACAUUACGCAAAAGGCCAUGAAUCCUGAUGGUGCUAAUAAUCCACCUUUACCUGCCAUCUUUUCCAGGAUGGAUGAAAAGGAUCACCGCUUGGAUCAAUUUGCACUAGCCCUGCAAACCCUGCUGACAUGCACUGCACAUUUGGACCAAAGUGUCCCACAAGUUAUGACUGCUCCUGUUUUCGCUGCUGCACCUAGUCCUACCAGGAGCAUGUCCGGUUCUGCACCUCUACCUCAGUGAUAUGGAGGUGAUCCUAUUCAGUGCAGAGGGUUUUUGAACCAGGUGGGCAUUUACUUUGAGAUGUUACCUCAGGCGUUUCCCUCUGACAGAGCUAAGGUGGGAUUUCUCAUCUUGUUACUCUCUGACACAGCUCUUGCCUGGGCUAAUCCCUUGUGGGAGACUAAUAAACCUGUGAUUUCAAAUUACCCUGAAUUUGUGGCCUCCUUUCGAAGGGUAUUUGAUGUUCCGGCUCGCUCCUCCUCUGCUGCUAAAUGACUCAUGUCCAUUCAGCAAGGUACAAGAUCUUUUGCUCAGUAUGCUAUUGAGUUCCGUACGCUUGCCACAGAGGUUGGUUUGAACAAUGAAGCUCUUGUUAACGCCUUCUUUCAUGGGCUCUCUGAUAUGAUUAAAGACAAAGUUGCUGCCAGAGAUUUACCAGAGGAUCUCGAGACAUUGGUGUCUUUUUUUAUCCUAAUUGACAUCAGACUCAGAAAGAGGCCCUCUUUCAAGGAGCGCUUGUGGAAGCCUCCUGUUCUGUUGUCUCCUACGUGUUCGCUCCAACCCAUGCCUCCCUCUCCUCCCAUGCCUCCUGGUCCCGAGUGACCAGGUACUGCUGAGCCAAUACAGUUGGGAUUCACGUGUCUCUCUGCAGCGGAGAGGGGCUUUAGGAGGAGGGAGGUUCUCUGCCUCUAUUGUGGGUAACAGGGCCACCUUUUGAAGUCUUGUCCUACAUGUCCGGGAAACACUCACACCUAAGGUCCUGUCGGGGGCAGACCUUGGGUGGUUUAUCCUCGUCCCCGGAACCGCUUAAGGAGAAAUCUUUGGUCAUGGUUGUCCUUUCCUGGGUGGACUCCUCCAUAUUCACCCAGGCUCUUGUUGACUACAGUGCUGCGGGCUAUUUCAUUGACGGUGCUUUUGUAUCAAAGCACUCCAUUCCUGUUUUGCCUCAGUCCGUUCCACUUGCUAUUGAGGCCAUUGAUGGCAGGCCCCUUCAGCCCACACUCGUUACUCACAAAACUGCUCCGUUGUCCAUGGCUGUUGGGGCUCUGCAAUUUGAAACCCUCCAGUUCCAGGUGAUAAACUUUCCGCAUUUUCUGGUUGUUCUGGGUUAUCCCUGGCUCCAAAAGCACAAUCCUAGUCUUGACUGGCGCAGGUCCGAAAAUUUGUCGUGGUACUUGUAAUGUAUUUUCACUUGUCUUUGGAAACCAGUUAAAGUCUUGUGCACUUCUUCGGUAUCUCAAUUGCCAGAGGAGUACCGAGAGUUCCUAGUCGUUUUUGACAAGGUGUGUGCCGGUACGUUGCCUCCUUACCAGUCUUACGAUUGUGCCAUAGACCUGCAACCCAGAGCCAUUCAUCCUCGGGGCCGGGUUUACCCUCUAUCUGUUGCAUAGAAUUGUGCUACGGAGGAGUAUGUUGCUGAUGCUCUGUCGCGGGGGAUCAUCCACAAAUCCUGCUCUCCUGCAGGGGCUGGAUUCUUCUUUGUGAAGAAAAAGGGCGGUGAGUUAAGACAAUGCAUCGAUUAUAGGGGUCUUAAUCGUCUUACCAUUAAGAAGGGGGGGGACUGGGGAGGCGCCCUACUGAGUUUCAGACGGUACUUCUUAUAACAGACUACUCCAGGAGCUCGGUAAUUCCUCCUUAGCAAUCAGAGUUUUAACUAUCUUUAACUUAAUUAAAGGUUUAAUAAUUUGGAAUUGCACAUCCACUGACUCGGCUUCUAUUCUUUUUAACCAUUUGUGGAAAAACCUUUUUAUAGAUUUCUUUGCAUCAAAACAAAUAUCGUAUUGCUCCAGGAUCAUCUGGUUCUUCAUCCCUCUCACAAAAUGUGCGAUGCUGGGUGCUUUUGAAGCUUUCCAAUUACCUAAAAUCAGUGUUCUACCUUGCAGGAUUGCCAUGUUAAUGAGACUGGGGUUCUCAUGCCAGUCUGUGCCCUGGUAUAGAAAAAGCACCAUUUUACUAUUUAUUUGUAAUUUUUGGUCUAGCCACUUAUUUAACCAAAAUUGUACUUGAUGCCAGAACUGCCGAUUUUUUGGGCAGACACACAAGCAAUGUUCUAGGUCUGCUUCUUUGGCACCACAUUUAUAGCAUACUAUAUCCAUAUUCCUAUACCACCUUGCUAUUUUACUAGGUGUGAUAUACAGUUGAUUAAUUAUUUUAAAGUGUGACUCUCUCCAAGUAGUAACCUUAGUUGUCCUAAUUACUGUAUUGAAACUAUCUACUAGUUCCUCCCUUGUCACUAUAACGUGUGUCUUCCUCCAUUUACCUUUCAGCAUCUGUAGAUGGGUUUCUAUUUUAUGGUUCAUUUGGAAAUUAUAAAUCAUGCUGAUUGCGUAUUUCUUUUGUGCAAACACUGUAAUGAUUUUAUCUAGUCCUCCUAGUGUCCAAUCAUUCCCACAUUUAACCUGUAAUUCAUUAUGAAAGUGGCCGAUUUGCAGGUAGGCAAAGAAAUCUGUAUUAUCUAACUGGUAUUCAUCUUUCAGUUCAUCAAAUGACUUAACUAUGCGUUAUAUUAUCCUCAAGUUGUAUCAAAUUAACAAUACCCUUCCUACGCCAUCUAUGGAAGACUCCAUUUUCGCUGCAUCGUGCUUUGAAUUUAGGAUUCCCUAGGAUCGGUAGGUACUUUGACUUACACAUAUUCAUUCCUACUCCUUUACCAAAUUUAUGCCAGGUCACUAUUAUAUUGUUAAACGUUAACCGCUGCAUAAUCUUUUUUGGGAGGUUUUUUGUCUCACAAUGCAGAAGUGCUUUCAGCGUAUAAGGUGCACAAAUAUCUGCUUCUAACACUCCAUAAGAGACAUCAUUUCCAUCGGUAAUCCAGUCUAUCGCAUAUUUCGCCAAUGCGGCUAGAUUGUAUAAUUGGAGAUCCGGAAGUGCUAACCCCCCAGCUUUAAGGGGGAGAGUUACUAUCUCUGCUGAGCAUCUUAUUUUCCCUCCUGCCCAGAUAAAACUAUUAUUCAUCCUCAUCGUUCUGAUGUUACACAGGUUCUUCAGAGACUACGUGAGAAAGGCCUGUUUUGUAAACUCGACAAAUGUGAGUUCCAUCAAACUCAAGUAACCUUCCUAGGUUAUGUUAUCUCCGUUGCAGGGUUCUCCAUGGAUCCUGACAAGUUAUCUGCAGUUCUGCAGUGGCCUCGCCCAGUUGGUCUUCAUUCUAUUCAACGUUUUUUGGGGUUUGCCAAUUACUAUAGAAAGUUUAUUAAAAACUUUUCUUCCUUGGUCAAACCUAUCACAGACAUGACCCAUAAAGAGAAUGAUCCACUCCAUUGGUCACCUACUGCCAUUACGACCUUUGAUAGUCUUAAGACUGCCUUUGCUGCCGCUCCAGUUCUGGCUCAUCCUAACCCUGUCCUGCCUUUCGUUCUUGAGGUCGAUGCGUCUGAGACUUGAGUAGGUGCCCUCUUGUCUCAAUGUCCUACGCCUGACGGUUCCUUGCAUCCAUGUGGUUUCUUCUCUAAGAAAUUGUCUCCAGUGGAGUGCAAUUAUGAAAUUGGUGACAGGGGAUUACUGGCCAUAAUUUUGGCACUCAAGGAAUGGAGGCAUCUUCUCGAGGGUACUAGCGUGCCAGUGCUCAUUCUUACUGACCACAAGAAUUUAACUUAUCUAUCUGAAGCAAAACGUUUGUCGCCCCGACAGGCCAGAUGGGCACUAUUUUUGUCUCGGUUUAAUUAUGUGGUCUCCCACCUGCCUGGUAGUAAGAAUGUUGGGGCUGAUGCCCUCUCUCGACAAUUUUCGCCUCUCUCCAAGGAGUUGUCUGUACCUACUCCUGUUAUACCUCCUGACCAUAUUUUAGCUACCAUACGUACUAUUUGACUUCUCCCUUGGGGGAGGAGAUCCUGGCUGCACAAACCAAUGCACCUCCUGAGAAACCUAGUGGUAAGUGUUUUGUUCUUGAGAAUCUUUGAACUAAACGUUUGCACACUUACCACUAUCCUAAAGCCACAGGUCACCCAGGCAAGAACCAAAGGAUUUGGUCUGUCACUCGACAAUUCUGGUGGCCAGGUCUUCGUUCUGAUGUUGCUGCGUAUGUUGCCUCCUGCUCAGUUUGUGCACAGAAUAAGACUCCUUGACGUCUUCCUGUGGGUCUUCUUCAACCUAUUGCUAAUGGUGAGCAUCCUUGGACACAUCUUUCCAUGGACUUCAUUGUUGAGCUCCCUGUUUCCAGUGGCAAUACUGUUAUCCUUAUGGUGAUAGACCGUUUUUCUAAAAUGUCACAUUGCAUUGCCUUGAUGAAGUUGCCUACCACUCAGGAGCUUGCUUCAAUUUUUGCCCGGGAGGUCUUCCAUUUACAUGGGUUACCCAAGGAGAUAGUGUCAGACCAGGGUAGCCAGUUUGUCUCCAGAUUUUGGCUUUCCUUUUGUGCUCAAAUGGGGAUCCAGCUUUCCUUCUCAGCAUAUCACCCUCAAUCCAAUGGGUCUGUGGAACGGUCUAAUCAAGCUCUUGAACAGUUCCUCUGUUGCUAUGUCUCAGAUCACCACAAUAAUUGGUCUGAACUGUUACCUUGGGCAGAGUUUGCUCGUAAUAGUGCUAUUAAUGCUUCCUCCAAGUUAUCCCCAUUCAUGGCGAAUUAUGGGUUUCAACUAUCCUUGUUGCCCGAUUCAUUCAUGUCUCAGGUUAUUCCGGCUUUGGAGGAGCAUCUCCAGCAACUCCGUUCCAUGUUGGUUCAGAUUCAGGAUUGCCUUCAUCAUUCUAUGCAGCGCCAAAAGUUCCAGGCUGAUUGUAGGCAUCUGCCUGCGCCUUCCUAUUAGGUUGGUGAGAGAGUUUGGCUGUCCUCCCGCAACUUGAACCUUCGUGUGCCUUCCAAUAAACUGACUCCCUGUUAUGUUUCAAGAAUACUCCUACGGGUCAAUCCUGUGGCCUACGCUCUUGACCUUCCUCCUGCAAUGCGCAUCUCCAAUGUUUUUCAUGUCUCGUUCUUGAAACCAUUGGUUUGUAAUCGGUUUACCACUGUGUUACCUCAUCCCCAUCCUAUCUUUGUUGACAACCAUGAGGAGUAUGAGGUCAGCAGCAUUAUUGACUCUCGUAUGUCCAGGGGCCGUGUACAGUAUUUGGUCCACUGGAGGGGCUACGUUCCGGAGGAGCGUUCUUGGGUUCCCUCCUCUGAUGUUCAUGCUCCCGCCCUCCUCCAUGCCUUCCAUGCCCGUUUCCCCAAUAAGCCUUUUGUCCUCCCAUAGGGGAGGGGUCAUUGAGGGGAGGGUACUGUCAGGGUUUUUUCCCUGUUUUGUUUGCCAUGUGCUGCUGGCAGCCAUUUUACUCACCUCUCUUGCUGACUAUGGUGCAUUGUGGGGGAUGCUGCUCAUUUCCUGCACUUUCUUUUAUGGCCAGACUGGUGUGCAUCAUCUGUGUGAGACAGGAUGCAGUCUCAGAAUUGUGAUGUCAUCACUUAUUAUUUAAAGGGCCUCUGUUCAGUAUGCUUUGCCUUUGCGUUGUCUCAGACCUGUUGGUAAGAGUUCCUGUGUAUUACCUGGCUGUCUGACGUCCUUCCUGAUCCCUGGCUUGUUCCUGACUCUGCUGUUUUCCUUGUUCCUGAUUCCGGCUCGUCUGACUAUUCGCUUUGGCUCCUGACUCGGCUCGUCUGACUACCAGCUCUGGUUUUGACUCCUUAUUAUUAUUAUUAUUUUUUUUUGUUAUUAAUAAAGGUGUGAUUAUUUUUGCACUUCUUGUCUCAGUCUGAUUCCUGGCACCCUGACAAUGUUUUUGUGUUAAUGUGUGUAUAUACACUUAUAACAAAUAAUAUAUACUGUAUGUAUAUAAACAUAUACAUAUAUAUUUAAAUUUGCUGCCAUUGCUUGUUCUCAUGCUGUGUCUCACGGCAUUAGAACGAGGCUCCCAUUAGAGCAUGUGAAAGUGUGAUCUCAUUUUGCGCUCCAUUUAUAAUCAGGCUCAAUAUCAGUAACUGGUACAUUUGUGAUCAUAAUCGUUUUAAUUUAAAUGGCUACUAUAACCUACAUGUAUUCUGGGUAUGUAAUAUGUGUGUCAUGUGAUCAUAAUCAGUUUAAUUUAAAUGGCUAUUAUAACCUACAUGUAUACUGGGUAUGUAAUAUGUGUGUCAUGUUCUGUAACUUGAUAUUAUGUCUGUUAGAUGUUUUCAUUUCAUGUUGGUUAGAAGCCACAAGAACUGAUAAUAGCACAUACUGUAUAUAUAAAGGGAACAUUAUAUGUCUGAUAAAUCCCUUUGUAUCAAGAGCACAAGUGUUAGGUAUAUGUAUACCAUGUGUGCAUAUAUCAUGUAAUGCUGCUUUUUACUAUAUAAUGAUAUACAAUGUUUUUUAUGCAAAUAAAGUGAUUGUAAUCCAGA
This is a messenger RNA of Bombina bombina (fire-bellied toad), 9594 nucleotides long. Its product is annotated as gastrula zinc finger protein XlCGF26.1-like. The transcript is spliced from 3 exons. Gene Ontology annotation, cellular component: nucleus. NCBI's taxonomy places the organism in Eukaryota, Metazoa, Chordata, Amphibia, Anura, Bombinatoridae. The record is from RefSeq and is a predicted model, not a curated record. Gene Ontology annotation, biological process: central nervous system development; regulation of transcription by RNA polymerase II. Gene Ontology annotation, molecular function: RNA polymerase II cis-regulatory region sequence-specific DNA binding; DNA-binding transcription factor activity, RNA polymerase II-specific. Bases 130 to 1578 code for a protein of 482 amino acids.